UUUUUGACUGCUUCGAUUGAAACCCAUUAAUUUCUUCUCUCUUCCAUUUUUUCUCUUCUUCUUCUUGUAAUUUUCAGGAUCCGUAUGUCAUCGCAGAGUUUCUGGUGUCAUCCUCCUCUUCAAGAGACAUUUUUGUUUUGGAGUGCUUUUAAAUCAGAUCAAACCCAACAGGAAAAAACGCCUUUAAAAGCUUCAUCACACACUUCGUCGGUCUACUAAACCUCCGACAGCCUACAUGCAGUAAGUGUUCAACUGCUCCAACCGACAAAUCGAUUUUCGAAAAAGAGCAAAACCGAUAGUCAAAGCCUCCAACCAUAUAUUCAAGUUAUUCAACAACCAUGGCGUCCGCAUCUCUAGCUUUUCCUUCCCUGCAACCAAAAUAUCAAUCACCCAGAAGAUUAUCAAAGCCCUCCACGCGUCGGAUCAUAGUCCGUCCGAUCUCUGCGUCGGUGUCUGAAACGCCAUCUGUGUCGGCCCAGCCGUCGGUGGCGCCGCCUGAACCCACCAAGCUCCCGAUCCGAAAAAUCCCCGGAAACUAUGGCAUACCUUUUAUCGGUCCAAUCAACGAUCGGCUUGACUACUUCUAUAAGCAAGGCCGUGAAGAGUUCUUCAAAUCACGCAUCCAAAAGUACCAGUCAACGGUGUUCAGAGCCAACAUGCCACCUGGUCCUUUCAUAGCCUUCGACCCACGGGUGGUGGUUUUACUCGACGGCAAGAGCUUUCCCGUGCUCUUCGACGUCACGAAGGUCGAAAAGAAAAACCUUUUCACGGGGACUUACAUGCCAUCCACGGAGCUCACCGGGGGUUAUCGUGUCCUUUCGUAUCUCGACCCGUCGGAGCCGAGUCACGGCAAGCUCAAGCGCCUCUUGUUCUUCCUCCUCAAGUCCCGUCGCGACCACGUCAUACCGGAGUUCCAUUCCAGCUACACGAAGCUCUUCGAGGGCCUCGAGAACGAGCUCGCAACCAAAGGCAAAGCCGCUUUCGGAGACGCCAGUGAUCAAGCCGCUUUUAACUUCCUGGCUUGUGCACUCUACGGCGCGAACCCGGCUGAGACCAAGCUGGGGCUCGACGGGCCAAGCCUGGUCAAAAAAUGGGUCCUCUUCCAGCUGGCCCCUCUGUUCACUCUCGGCCUCCCUGUGGUUCUCGAGGAGCUCCUCAUCCACACCUUCCGUCUCCCUUCAUUUCUGGUCAAAGCCGAUUACCAGAGGCUCUACGACUUCUUCUACGAGUGCUCUGGGUUCGUCCUAGAUGAGGCCGAGAGAUUAGGCGUCUCCAGAGACGAAGCUUGCCACAACCUGCUGUUUGCCACUUGCUUCAACUCCUUCGGAGGCAUGAAGUUCUUCUUCCCCAAUAUGAUCAAGCUCAUCGGCCGAGCUGGGGUCAAGCUCCACACGCAGCUGGCGCAGGAGAUCCGAUCGGUCAUCAGAUCCAACGGCGGAAAAGUCACGAUGGCCGCCGUGGAACAGAUGCCUUUGAUGAAGUCCGUCGUGUACGAAUCGCUCCGGAUAGAACCGCCGGUAGCACUCCAAUACGGGAGAGCCAAGCAAGACCUCAUCAUCGAGAGCCACGACGCGGCUUUCAAAGUCAAGGAAGGCGAACUGAUAUUUGGGUAUCAACCAUUCGCCACCAAGGACCCCAAGAUAUUCGACAGAGCCGAAGAGUUCGUGCCGGAUCGGUUCGUCGGAGAGGGUGAGAGAUUGCUCAACCACGUGCUAUGGUCCAAUGGGCCUGAGACCGAGACUCCAACAGUCGGGAACAAACAGUGUGCUGGUAAGGACUUCGUGGUCUUGGUGUCGAGGCUUCUUGUCGUGGAAUUGUUCCUCCGAUACGACUCCUUCGAGAUCGAGAUCGGUACGUCGGCGUUGGGGGCCUCCAUUUCCCUAACAUCUCUCAAAAGAGCCACCUUCUGAUCAUUGCGACCAACUUUCCUGUAACUUGUUUUUCUUUCCUCAUAUCUGUGUACUUUUCUUUUUACUUUUAUCCAUCCAGAGUUUUUUCAACAUACUACAUGUCGUAUUUGGAUCUUGUAGUUGUAGAAGAUGUUUUUUUUGUUGGACCCUCUUUGGUUUUUUCCUUUUUAAGGAAUUAUUGGUUAGUUGUAUUUUUCCAUACAGAAAUCGAAAGGAUCCAAUUCUAGGAAA
Messenger RNA from Alnus glutinosa, 2141 nucleotides. RefSeq names its product allene oxide synthase 1, chloroplastic-like. Lineage: Eukaryota; Viridiplantae; Streptophyta; Magnoliopsida; Fagales; Betulaceae. Gene Ontology annotation, cellular component: chloroplast envelope; chloroplast thylakoid membrane. Gene Ontology annotation, molecular function: oxidoreductase activity, acting on paired donors, with incorporation or reduction of molecular oxygen; iron ion binding; heme binding. The transcript has 2 exons. Gene Ontology annotation, biological process: jasmonic acid biosynthetic process; sterol metabolic process. The record is from RefSeq and is a predicted model, not a curated record. The coding region runs from base 339 to 1910 and encodes 523 amino acids.